ACGUAGCGACGUAACAGACCAUCAGUGUCUUCUCCUCCAACACCGUUGCUGCUGUUGCACUAUCAACACAGUUUAGUUGGCCCACUAUCUCUGGGAGUUUGGGUCGUUGGAGGCUUAUUGUGAUUUGACUGGUUCUCCUGCGGCUGCCAAGAUGAUUUCACUCACUGAUUCGCAAAAAAUUGGGAUGGGCCUGACAGGGUUCGGAGUGUUUUUCCUCUUCUUUGGGAUGGUGCUGUUUUUUGAUAAGGCUCUCCUCGCCAUUGGAAACAUUCUGUUCGUCACGGGCCUGUCCUUCGUCAUCGGCCUGGAGCGUACCUUCAGGUUUUUCUUCCAGAAACACAAGGUAAAAGCCACCAGCUUCUUCCUGGGGGGAGUGCUCGUGGUGCUGAUCGGCUGGCCGAUCGUUGGGGUCGUCAUGGAGAUCUACGGUUUCUUCCUCUUAUUCAGGGGAUUCUUCCCGGUGGCCGUCGGCUUCAUCAGACGAGUACCUGUGCUCGGGUCUUUGCUCAGCUUACCAGGGAUCAGUGGGCUGGUGGACAAAAUCGGUGAGAGCAACAACAUGGUAUAACCGGACAAAGCAGCAGUAUUUAUCAUAGCUUCGGUGCCACUUCAAGAACUGUGAACCCAAACAUUUCUCUGCACAAAAGACACAUCUGUGGCCGUUUUUUGCUGGCACCACGAUGGAAACUGUUUUGUACACAAUUAACCACUGGACGACAUUGCCACGAGAUUUUUUUUUUUUUUUAUCGUAAGAGCUGGAAGCAGGUCUCCCUUUUUGUAUUGUUGAAGUCUGAUGUUAAUGGACGGAUAACGUGGGACCACUGGAUGAACUCGGAGGAGAGUCGUGAGCCACUUCUUCUCAGAUUGUGUGCAGGAACAGUCACUGAACGUAUUGUCAGGUUCUUCUGUAAAGUUUUACUGUAAUUUUGUACUGAAAUAAAUAAGACUGAGCUAAAUGUUGCAAAAUGUUUGUGGGGGAAAAAAAAUGACUGUAACUUUCGUAAGUGCAUACUUGAAGUAAAUCUUUACAUGUGGUGUUUGCAGCAGAGAUGACUUCUGUGCCAUUUGGAUUAAUUGAUUACAGUGGACAACACUGGAUUUAAUUACACAGUUGGGUCCAUGUAUGUUAAAUCAUGAAUAAAAUGUUCAUUUUUAA
Messenger RNA from Mugil cephalus (flathead mullet), 1156 nucleotides. It is a transcript of the gene golt1bb, whose product is annotated as golgi transport 1Bb. The transcript has 5 exons. Bases 152 to 568 code for a protein of 138 amino acids. NCBI's taxonomy places the organism in Eukaryota, Metazoa, Chordata, Actinopteri, Mugiliformes, Mugilidae. Gene Ontology annotation, biological process: endoplasmic reticulum to Golgi vesicle-mediated transport; retrograde transport, endosome to Golgi. Gene Ontology annotation, cellular component: membrane; endoplasmic reticulum. The record is from RefSeq and is a predicted model, not a curated record.